Theobroma umbraticum is the source of this 1543-nucleotide messenger RNA. Its product is annotated as CMP-sialic acid transporter 4-like. Gene Ontology annotation, cellular component: Golgi membrane. Lineage: Eukaryota; Viridiplantae; Streptophyta; Magnoliopsida; Malvales; Malvaceae. The record is from RefSeq and is a predicted model, not a curated record. Gene Ontology annotation, biological process: pyrimidine nucleotide-sugar transmembrane transport. Gene Ontology annotation, molecular function: pyrimidine nucleotide-sugar transmembrane transporter activity.
CGAAGCCUAAUCAACAGUAAGUUCGAAUCGGUCCAUUUUCUUUACUCUCUUCUUUUUUUCUUCAAAUUUUCUUAUUUUCUCUACGAAGAAAAAGUGGAGGCAAUAGUAGUAUAGCAGGGCACUGAGAUCUGCUAGCAGCCGCUUCGAAAAUGGAGUAUCGCAAAAUCAAAGAUGAGGAUAAUGAUGGAGGAACAGUAAGUGAUGACAUUGAGAAUCUGCGAGGCAAAGGGUUUUCGGGUGCUUCUGUAAGUAAUGUGCCUGUAAGGGAACAGUCCAAGUGGAAACGCAAGACAGUUGUUACACUUGCAUUGACUUUUCUUACAAGUUCACAAGCAAUACUUAUUGUCUGGUCGAAGAGGGCUGGGAAGUACGAGUAUAGCGUUACAACAGCAAACUUUUUGGUGGAGACUUUGAAAUGUGCAUUAUCACUUGCCGCCUUGGCAAGAAUAUGGAAAACUGAAGGUGUUACAGAAGAUAACAGGUUGAGUACAACCCUUGAUGAAGUUAUUGUUUAUCCCAUUCCUGCUGCACUUUAUCUUGUAAAGAAUUUGCUACAGUAUUACAUCUUUGCCUACGUUGAUGCUCCGGGUUAUCAGAUACUGAAGAACCUGAAUAUUAUCAGUACUGGUGUUUUGUAUCGUAUUAUCCUUAAGAAAAAAUUAAGUGAGAUUCAAUGGGCAGCUUUCAUUCUUCUAUGUGCUGGCUGUACCACAGCGCAACUAAACUCUCGUUCUGAUCAUGUACUUCAAACACCUCUGCAAGGUUGGAUAAUGGCCAUUGUAAUGGCUCUUUUGAGUGGAUUUGCAGGAGUGUACACUGAGGCUAUAAUUAAGAAGCGUCCAUCAAGGAAUAUAAAUGUGCAGAACUUCUGGUUGUAUAUCUUCGGAAUGGCCUUCAAUGCUGUAGCAAUACUAAUCCAAGAUUUUGAUGCUGUCGUGAACAAGGGUUUCUUCCAUGGAUACUCAGUAAUUACCACUCUCAUGAUCCUUAACCAUGCACUCAGUGGCAUUGCUGUAUCAAUGGUAAUGAAAUAUGCAGACAAUAUUGUGAAGGUGUAUUCUACUUCGGUGGCAAUGCUUCUCACAGCGGUUGUCUCUGUGUUUCUGUUUGGCUUUCAACUUACCCUUGCUUUCUUCCUUGGUGCUACUGUUGUGUCAGUCUCGGUAUACUUACACUCUGCAGGGAAGCUGCAAAGAUAGUGAGUUUCCUGUGCUACUUUGCCCUGAUAUUGUAAAGUCCUCUGUACUGAGGUUUUUGUUUUCAAUUUACAUUUGUUGCCCCUUUCCUCUAUUAUAGUAUAAUCUUUUGUUUUUUAAUUUGCCAAUGUCAAAGAAUUAAGUUAAGGUGAAAUUAGUCGUACAUAAGAUAUGACUCUGUUUUACUUAGUUCAAUAUUGUUAAGCUGGGUAAGUUACCAGUUUCCAAUUCUUUGUUUUACUUUUUUCAGCAGUUAAAUAGGUAGUUGAAGUGGUUAAGAAUAGAUUACAACUUCAAUUUGUAAAAUCACUGACAUAUUUAGUAAUAUGAGCUGACUAAUUUCUUUA